Molecule: messenger RNA, 3788 nt
Organism: Papilio polytes (common Mormon)
Lineage: Eukaryota; Metazoa; Arthropoda; Insecta; Lepidoptera; Papilionidae
Product: aldehyde oxidase 1-like
Exons: 17
Coding region: 107-3748 (1213 amino acids)
Molecular function (GO): FAD binding; iron ion binding; oxidoreductase activity
Source: RefSeq, a predicted model, not a curated record
ACAUGAGAUUGAAAUAAUAACAGAAUGGAGUGGUGGUCGUGAUAUGGUGAGAUUGUGUGCGUAGUGACAGUGGUCAGUCGUGGUGCGGUGCGCUAACUAACUGGUCAUGGAUCGCAUCAGGUUCAAAGUUAACGGAGUGGAGUGCUCGGUGGGUUGCGAGGUAAGCUCGGACACGACUCUGCUGGACUUCAUCAGAGGUACGCUGCGGUUGCCAGGCACCAAGUACAUGUGUCGCGAGGCCGGCUGCGGCGCGUGCAUCGUAACCGCCGUGAAGUGCCCCGGCACGACACACACCUCAGUUAACGCGUGUAUGGUGUCGGUAACAUCUUGUCAAGACUGGGACGUGACGACCAUUGAGCACCUGGGGAACAAACUGAAAGGUUACCAUGUAAUACAGAAGACACUCGCGGAAAACAACGGCUCCCAGUGCGGCUACUGCAGCACAGGCUGGGUAAUGGCCAUGCACAGUUUAUUGCAGAGCAAAAAGGACCGUACAAUGUUAGAAAUAGAGCAGUCUUUUGGAAGCAAUGUCUGCAGAUGCACCGGCUAUCGCCCUAUUCUACACGCAUUUAAGAAAUUCGCUACAGAUGCUCCCAAUUCGGACAAGAUACGUGAUAUAGAGGAUCUACAAAUUUGCAAAAAGACCGGAGACGAAUGUAAAAGCGAUUGUGAAGACUCCGAAUGGUGUAUUGUGAACAAAGAUGACGUUGAAAAACAAACAGUUAAUCAUGUAAAGUUAGAAGACGGACGCGAAUGGUUUCGAGUUUUGGAACUAAUCGAUGCUUUCAACAUACUGCGAGUGAAUGGUGACGAUUCUUACAUGCUGGUUGCAGGAAACACAGCUAAAGGUGCAUAUCCGAUAUUCAGAUAUCCCAGAAUAUUGAUUGACAUCAGCAUGGUGAGUGAACUGAAGCAAGUAGUGAUGGAUCAGAACUUGGUGAUCGGCGCCGGGUCGACCAUCACCGAGGUCAUGGAAGUUUUCCUGCGACUCUCCAGACAUCACUACUUUGAAUAUCUCCUAAAGCUGCAUGAACACCUUACGCUCGUUGCACACAUACCAGUCAGAAAUUUGGGUACAAUUGCUGGAAACCUGAUGAUUAAACAUGAGCAUCGUGAAUUCCCAUCAGAUAUCUUUCUACUACUCGAGACCGUUGGAGCUCAAAUCACAAUUUUGUUUUCCACAGGACUGCGCAAGGUUGUUACGAUGCAAAACUUUCUAAAUGAGAACAUGAGAGGAAAAAUUAUUCUUAAUGUGCUUUUUCCACCUCUGAAAGACUAUAAAGUGGUGACGUUUAAGGUAAUGCCAAGAGCUCAAAAUGCUCACGCAAUAGUGAACGCGGGAUUCCUGUACAAAGGACAUAAUAACAUAGUGCAUGAAACAAGAAUAGUGUACGGUGGCUUGUCGCCUACAUUUGUGCGGGCAAUCAACACUGAGCGGUAUCUGAUCGGCAAAUCUUUGUUCACAAACGAGACACUGCAGACCGCACUGCAUAUCCUCAACGCAGAGUUGGUGGUGACUGACAAUCCUCCAGAAGCAUCAGUAGAAUACAGGAGGCAGUUGGCCCUGGCAUUGUUUUAUAAGGGUCUAUUAACAUUAUGCCCUGACGACAUUCUGCACCAGCGGUAUAGAUCAGGUGCGAUCAAACUGAAAGAAACCAGGCCGGUGUCUGACGGCAAACAAAUAUUUGAUACCAACCCAACUUUGUGGCCUCUCAAUCAACCGAUACCAAAACUGGAAGGGCAGAUCCAAUGUUCAGGCGAGGCGAUGUACGCGGAAGACAUACCGCCUUUGCCACGGGAGGUGUUCGCUUCCUUUGUCCUCAGCUCUGUGGCCCUCGGAGAUAUAGACCUCGUUGAUUCCACUCAAGCUUUGAGGGAACCAGGAGUUAUAGCAUUUUAUACAGCAAAAGAUAUACCAGGUGUUAACUCAUAUACACCGUCCGGUGCAUUGCUGAGUCCGAUUAACGAAGAACUAUUGUGCGACGGCAAAGUCAAAUAUUAUAACCAACCCAUAGCAAUAGUUGUCGCUAAAACACGUGCAAUAGCUGACAGAGCCGCCCAAUUGGUAACUGUUAGUUAUAAAAAUGUGAAAAAACCUCUUCUCGAUGUCAAAAUAGCUAAAAAUGAAGCAGGGAGAAAUACUAUGUUUUUGAACAUACCACAAACGGACAGGGGCAAUGAUGUGAUUAAAGUGAUAAAUGGUUCGUUCACUAUCUACGGGCAAUAUCACUUUUGUAUGGAGACGCUGGUGUGUGUGAGCAAGCCUACCGAGGAGGGCUUGGAGGUGCACUCAGCCACGCAGUGGAUGGACGGGGUGCAAGUUGCCACGUCGCGUGCAUUGAAUCUACCACAGAACAAGAUCGACGUACACGUGCGUCGUAUCGGCGGCGCGUACGGCUACAAGAUAGUUGGUGUAAAUUCGCAAGGAGUCGUGCAAUAUUUGAAUUACGAUCUGUACGAUGACCACGGGUAUAUUAUAAAUGAACCUUUCUUGGCCCUCACAACGGAUAUUUACAAUAAUUGCUACAACAAAGCAAGAUGGAAUUACAGAUCGUUUAACACCACCACCGACAAUCCGUCGAAUACUUGGUGUAGAUCUCCAGGUACUCUUGAAUGUAUAGCAAUGACAGAAUCAAUUAUGGAACGAAUUAGUUAUGAACUGACGUUAGAUCCUAUACAAGUGCGUGUGGCCAAUCUCGACCCCGAAGUGCAAAAAGAUAUGACAGAGUUGUCUGAAACAAUUACGAAGAAUUCUCAGUAUACGGAACGUAGAAGUGCAGUCGAUAAAUUUAAUAGAGACAAUCGUUGGAAGAAACGCGGACUGAGAGUUGCGUUCAUGAAGUGGGUUCCUGUUGGUAAUUUCUAUUUGGAUAUUAACAUGUCAGUUUACCAUGAUGACGGAACUGUUGUCCUUACUCACAGCGGCAUCGAAAUGGGCCAAGGAAUAAAUACUAAAGCUGUGCAAAUCUGUGCUUAUUUCCUUAAAAUACCUGUGGAAAUGGUUCAGAUCAAAGCGAACAAUACUAUUAUAGCACCGAAUGCUUUUAUAUCUGGUGGAAGUUUGACAUCACAAUACGUUGGUAUCGGUGUACAGAAAGUUUGCGAGGCUUUCUUAGUGAAAUUGGAACCUGUGAGGAAUCGAAUGACGAAUCCGAGCUGGGUGCAACUGAUACAAAGUGCAUUCGCCGCUGACGUCGAUCUGCAAACACACGCUCACGUUAACAGCGCAGACGUGCAGAAAUAUAAUAUAUACGGCGCAACGAUAGCUGAAGUCGAAGUAGAUAUAUUAACUGGCCAAACGGAGAUACUAAGAGUUGAUAUAUUAGAAGACGUCGGAAGGAGUGUCAGCCCGGAAAUAGACAUUGGUCAAGUUGAAGGAGCAUUCGUAAUGGGCCUUGGUUAUUGGACGUCGGAAAAUUUAGUAUACGAUCCUAAUACAGGAGAGUUGUUGACAAAUCGUACCUGGGAAUACUGGGUGCCUCAGGCGAGGGAUAUACCACAAGAUCUUAGAAUAUAUUUCAGAAAAAGAUCGUACAGCAACGACGCUAUCCUCGGAUCGAAAGCGACGGGAGAGCCGGCCACAUGUAUGGCGAUAGCUGUGCCUUUUGCAAUAAGAGAGGCCAUUUCAGCAGCAAGACUGGAAUGUGGUGUACCUACCAAUCAAUGGUUUGAUUUAGAUGGACCGUAUACUUAUGAAAAGAUCUGUCUCGCAGCCGCUACUAACUUUGAGUUAUUUAAAUUUAAUUAAACUUUAUUUUUAAAAUACUAUUAGCGAAAUUGUAAUUCAA